AUGUUCAAACCAAAAGGAACUGGCUUCUUGGUCCUAUGUGCUCUCUUAAUCCUCUGCAUAUGCUUUGGUGAGGCCGCUCCUCAGCGUAAACAAGGCAAACAAGGUAGUAAUCAAGGCGGCAAGGGCGGCGGCAAGACAAAACAAACACUGCAGCAACAGGCGGCCCAGAAACCGGGAGGCAUUUCCAAGGCCGAAGAUGGUUCCGUCAUUCUUGAUAAAACCGUCAAGAUUAAACGAAUCAGUGGCCUUAAUAUCAGAUAUAAAGUCAGCGCCCCUGCCGACCAAUUCAAAGCAGCCUCUGGCGUGAAGAGUGGCAAUGCUGCUCGUGCUGCAGAUACCGAAGGCACGAUUGGCAUGAAUGUGUUGCUUCAUGGUGAUGGGGGCGACUCGUUUUUUGACUUUCCCAACCAAGGCGUCAAUGCCAAUCUGAUGGGCGUUGCAGUCCUUGCCCCGGACAAAAACCUCAAAUGGGGUGGUGCUAACAACGGAAAUCAGCAAAGGUCCCAAGGGGUCCCUCAUUCCAAAGCUGUUGCCGAUCUUAUCACCAAAGAGCUCCCCAAAAUGGUCGCAUUUAAUCAGUCAAAUGUCUGGUUCACCGGCGUUAGUGGUGGUUCUCUCACGCUUUCCGGCUUCUUUAUACCGGCCCAUAUGGGCCAAUUCCCAAACACAGGAGUUCUACUAAACUGCGGCGGUUUACCUCCUCAAGUCAACUUCACCCCCGAAGCUGCAGCUGCCAUUUCUAAUACUCGAAUUCACACCCAGUCAUCCCAGAAGGAGCUCUCGUCUCUACGAGAUUCCAUCCCUGCGGCGGUCAAGGCGUAUGAAGACGAGGCUAAGAAAGAAGGCUUGAAUACCCAGCAGAUUAACGCACUUCAGACGGUGGACAACACUCCAAGUGGUGGGCAUUGUAACUUCAACGGGGAAGGUUUUACCAGUGGUGUAAAAUCUGUAGUCACUAAAUUCGACCAAAUCAUGUUUCCCCAAGGUAAUGGUCAGGUUAAUGGAGUCGAUGUGAAGACGGGAGUGAUAGGGAACGAAGCGCUGAGAUUUACUGGCAGUGGUCGGUAA
Messenger RNA from Metarhizium robertsii ARSEF 23, 1068 nucleotides. RefSeq names its product Cyclin-like F-box. Lineage: Eukaryota; Fungi; Ascomycota; Sordariomycetes; Hypocreales; Clavicipitaceae. The transcript is spliced from 2 exons. The record is from RefSeq and is a predicted model, not a curated record. The coding region runs from base 1 to 1068 and encodes 355 amino acids.